AUGUGGAGAUCAAUACACCAGUACCAUGAAACUCAAAGCAAAAUUGUACAGCAAGUUCGCGGCCUUGUGAACCGAUCUUCAAAAGGUCGCUCAACAUCUGAAUCACACAAACAGGCAACUCGAGAUCUCGAAAUAGCUUUGUCAGCUUGGCACUCAAGUUUUAUCAGAAUCAUAAAAUUUCAAAGAGACUUUAUUCUAUCUAUACAUGGAUGGUUUAAGCUGAACCUUAUUCCAGUCACAAAUGACAACAACAUCAAAACCAUUGAACCAUCGGUUGCAUUUUCCUUUUGUGAUGAAUGGAAACUAGCCCUCGACUGUGUUCCAGACACGGUUGCUUCAGAAGCAAUCAAAAGCUUCAUCAAUGUUGUCCAUGUUAUAUUUGUAAAGCAAUCUCAAGAGCUCAAGAUUAAAAAGAAAACUGACACGGCUUACAAGGAGCUUGAGAAAAAAUCUUCAUCUUUAAGAAACAUAGAAAAUAAGUUUUACAAUUCAUAUUCUAUGGUUGGUAUUGGAACAAUUCCAAACUUCGUGGAUCAUAUUGGACAAGGUUUGGAUGCAAGAGACCCUCUUGCUGAGAAAAAAUUGGAACUUGAAGCUUGUCAAAGUCGCGUCGAAGAUGAAAACAUGAAGCAUUCAAAGGCUAUUGAGGUUACUAGAGCCAUGACACUUAACAAUCUACAGACAGGUUUUCCUGGAGUGUUUCGGGCAUUGACAAGUUUUUCUUCUUUAUUCAUUGAGGCUCUUGAGUCAGUAUGUGACCGUUCAUAUGCCAUCAACUAG
This is a messenger RNA of Vicia faba (fava bean), 780 nucleotides long. The record is from the annotation of a GenBank genome assembly. Lineage: Eukaryota; Viridiplantae; Streptophyta; Magnoliopsida; Fabales; Fabaceae.